GUGUCAUCGCAGAGUACCGUGGUUUUCCAAACAGCUCUACAACUGUCAGUGGGCUGACAGGAUUUAGUUUGAAUAGCCGUUUUAUGAGCUCAGCCGUGUUAUGAGCUCAGCUGAACGGUUACCGGAAUAACUGUCUAUAGAAAGCACUUUUCCAAUCUGCUCCAGACACUGGCGCUUCAUUUUCUGUCCUACCAUCGGCAGUCUAUGGGAACCUGCUAAUACAGCUGGCGUCUAGUCUGUGUGUAGAGUGGGAAAAAAAGGAAAGGAGCAAUCAGAAGAAAAUCUGUCCUGCUUCCUCACCGCAAAAUUCAGUGUUAGAAGUUUGCAAAGGGACAACUAAACAAACCUGAUGCAUUUUUUUGCAAAGGUAGAGGGAUGGCACUGUCCUUUCUUCUCUUCACCGCCGUGUUGCCCUUACUCAGCGUGUCUGCGUAUAAUAGAUCUGCUGGUUGUGCUAUCAUCCGUCCUCCCAGAGAUGGAGGGAUAAGGUACAGAGGUCUGACUCAAGAGCAGAUCCGCAGUGUGCAGGUGCUCCCAGUGGACUAUGAGAUAGAGUACAUCUGCAGGGGCAACAGGGUGAUCGUGGGACCCAAGGUCAGGAAAUGUUUACCCAACGGCACUUGGACUGAUCUGAGCCAGCGCAGCAGAUGCUUGUUGUUGUGUCCUCGGGUGUGGACAUCAUUGGAAAAUGGCCGGGUGUCUUCUUGGCCCCUGGGGGCCCCAGUGGAGGGGACAGUUCUGUACUACAGUUGUCUGCCUGGCUUCAUCCUCAUGGGCCGAAACUCAACACAAUGCAAUAAGAUGGGCAAGUGGGACACGCCCAAACCUGUGUGCCACUAUGAUCGGCACUACAAAGGAGCUGCCCUCAGAUUCAGACCUCAGUGCCAUCGAGAGGUAACACUGAAGACUCAUCCCAUGUGUAGUACUUGUCCAUAGUUAAUGCAAUUCUUUGUCUUAAUAUUGGAGUAUACAGUAUUUCUGUAGUAAUUUGUAAAUGAACAACUGAUUAAAAAAAAGUACAGUCUAAAAUUCUACACUAUGUAUUGCCAGUGAAAUCUGCAAUUGUUUUAGUAAGAAAGUAAUAGGAUACACUUGUCACACAUCAUGUCAAUAUUGAUUGAAUAAUAAUGAAAUUGUAAUUGGCUUCUCAAACUGUAACUCAGUUUGGUGUUAAAGAAUAAGUUUAAGAGCUGUUUAUUUAAGACAAAAACAGCUUCUAUUUUCAACACUGACUAUUGUCAAC
Molecule: messenger RNA, 1243 nt
Organism: Xiphias gladius (swordfish)
Lineage: Eukaryota; Metazoa; Chordata; Actinopteri; Istiophoriformes; Xiphiidae
Product: gamma-aminobutyric acid type B receptor subunit 1-like
Exons: 8
Coding region: 376-936 (186 amino acids)
Source: RefSeq, a predicted model, not a curated record